AUGACUGAAGUAUCGUCGACCCGUCUCUACCUGGGCAACCUGCCCCGGCACGCAACCAAGGCCGACGUGGAAGCCCACUUUGCGACUCACGGCACCGGCGAGAUCACCGAAAUCAAGCUCAUGAACGGCUUUGGUUUCAUCGAGUACAAGGAUGCCAUGGACGCUCGCGAUGUUGUUCCUGAUGGAUCGGACUUCAUGGGAGAGCGCCUUACCGUUCAGUUUGCGCGUGGCGCCCGUCACCGUGAGGGAGGUCCCGGUUUCACCCACGAGCGUAACAGCCAACCCAGGCCCCGACGCACGCCUCACCGGAUGCAAAUCUCUGGCCUUCCCAAUGAAACCAGCUGGCAGGAUCUUAAGGACUUUGCUCGUCAGUCCGGACUUGAUGUCGUUUAUAGCGAGACGACUCGCAACCAGAACGGCGAAGGCUUCGUUGAGUUCGAGAAUGCUGCCGAUUUGAGGACUGCCGUCGAGAAGCUCGAUAACCGCGAGUUCAAGGGUCAACGCGUGACUUGCGUCGCUAAUACCCAACCCGACAUCCCCAGAAACGACCACCGCGCUCGCUCGAGGUCGCCGCGUGGCCGCCCAUACCCUCCUCCCGUGGACGACUAUGACCGCCGUGGACCCCCUCCUCGCGGAUACAGCCCCCGCCGUGACGGUUACCGCGAUGGCUACCGUGACAGGUCGCCGCCACCAAGGCGCGAGUACUACGAGGACAGGAGAGGUGGUUACCGCUCACCACCCAGGCGCCCACUCGAUGACUACCCUCCCCCUCGCGGCCGCUACGACGACCCGUACCGCGCUCCCCGCGAUUAUCCUCCCGACCCGUACAUGAGCGGACGCGGAGAUGCUUACGAUCGCCGCGCUCCUCCCGUGGACUUCCCUCCGCGUGACCCGUACCCUCGCGAGCCAUACCCGCCUCGUGACUACGGUCGUCGUUACUAG
This is a messenger RNA of Neurospora tetraspora, 942 nucleotides long. RefSeq lists its product as uncharacterized. Bases 1 to 942 code for a protein of 313 amino acids. Gene Ontology annotation, molecular function: mRNA binding. NCBI's taxonomy places the organism in Eukaryota, Fungi, Ascomycota, Sordariomycetes, Sordariales, Sordariaceae. Gene Ontology annotation, cellular component: nucleus; cytoplasm. The transcript is spliced from 6 exons. The record is from RefSeq and is a predicted model, not a curated record.